Molecule: messenger RNA, 1701 nt
Organism: Morchella sextelata
Lineage: Eukaryota; Fungi; Ascomycota; Pezizomycetes; Pezizales; Morchellaceae
Exons: 10
Coding region: 1-1701 (566 amino acids)
Molecular function (GO): ATP binding; ATP-dependent protein folding chaperone
Source: RefSeq, a predicted model, not a curated record
AUGUCCGACACUAUCCAUUCUUUGAAGGUUGGAAUAGAUUUUGGCACUACCUAUUCCGGGGUAGCCUGGGCCCAUACUGCAACCCCUGAUGACAUAAAUGUCAUUCAAAAAUGGCCAAAUGGGGGCAACAAAACCACCGACAAGGUACCAACCGAGCUAAAAUACUCCCCUGAAUACCCAUCUGGCUACAAAUGGGGCUGCGAUGUUGCCAAUGAAAUUGAGAAGCUAGUAUGGAUCAAGCUCCUCCUUGAUCCGUCUCAAGAUUCCUUUUCAGAUGAAUUACUUGCCAAAACCAAGGCCCUCAUGCCCCCAGGAAAAGAACCGGUUGAUUUGGUGAUUGAUUUUCUGAGGGGAUUGAAAGAUCACACCAUGGACGUGCUUGAAAGUCAUUUUGGGAAAGAUUUUAUAGAAAUUACGCCCAUUGAGUACUUUCUGACGGUUCCUGCAGUAUGGAGCGAUUCCGCAAAAGCACAGACUCUAUAUGCAGCGGAGGUCUUGGGUUUAGGAACUAAGAAUAACCUCCGUUUGAUAUCGGAACCUGAAGCAGCAGCAGUAUAUAGUCUCAAAGCUAUACAACCAAACAUGUUGAAAGUCAACGAUACGUUCGUGGUUGCAGAUUGUGGAGGCGGAACAGUGGAUCUAAUCUCAUACGAGAUUAUUCGUCUCGAACCCAAACUUGAAGUUAAAGAAUGUGUCAUAGGCAGUGGAGGAAUGUGCGGUUCUACCUACAUCAAUCGACGUUUCGAAGCCUGGGUCAAGAAUCGGAUUGGAUUGACUCAAUUCAAUAACCAGCGCCCUCGUGGUCGUGCUAAUAUGAUGAAAUACUUCGAGGAGUACCUCAAACGAAUAUUCGCCGACGAUCCCUCUCAACCUACCUAUCAUUGCCCAGCCAUAGGCAUCCAAGAUGACGAAUUCGCAGGUGUCGAGGAUGGCUUUCUCUCUAUUUCACGUGCUGAAAUGAGAGAAAUAUUCGACCCUGUCGUGAACGAAGUUCUUAAACUCGUACAGCAGCAAAUAGCUAGCGUGGAGGCGUGUGGGCGUAAAGCCUCGGCAGUAUUGUUGGUGGGUGGAUUUGGUGCAUCAGAGUAUUUGAAGGCUAGGUUGAAGAGUGUUGUUUGCGAUCCUAAAAUGAUUGAAUUGAUGAAUCCACUCAAUGCGUGGACGGCGGUCGCAAGUGGGGCCUGUCAGAGAGGCUUAGAAGGGGUAUCGAUGGUCAGAAAUCAGCUUGCUAGGCGUAGCUAUGGGGUACUAUGCGUAAUGAAACACAAUGGCACCGGGGGCACCAAGGGUCAGCGUAAACACGUUUUUGUGGAUCCUAUGACUGGGGAAUUGAAGAUUGACAACCGUGUCAGCUGGUUCAUCAAGAAAGGUGACAUAAUAUCAGAAGAGAAAGCGGUUACCUACCCCUUUUACUUUACCCUCGGCAUGGAACACAACCUUUUCGUCGAAAACACACUUCUCGCCUGUGAAAUGGACAAUUUUCCCAAAAAUGCGAAAAAUCCUCACGUGUUCACUGUGUGUAAACUUAAAACCAACCUCAACGUUGUGCCACGAGAGCUGUUCGAUAAGAGGAUUGCAGAGAAUGGGCAGCCAUAUUACCAUAUCCAGUUCAAUCUCUCUAUGAAGAUACAGAAUGCGCUGGUGUUCGCUUUCGAGUUCAAAGGGAAGACGUACAGUAGUGUGGAGGCGAAGUUUGCCUAA